AUGGGUUCGCAAGGAGUUCAGAUUUCCCCGCAACCACAUAUCCCCAAGGCAGGUGUUUGGGUCCCAGCAGUGACUAUCUUCGAUCAAGCCACCGACACACUCGAUCUCGAGUCGCAGAAGAAAUACUAUGCGUAUCUGUCACGGACGGGUUUAGCUGGGCUGGUGAUCAUGGGCACGAACUCCGAGGCAUUUCUGUUGACGCGGGAAGAGCGAGCUCAACUGAUCGCAACUGCGCGUGAGGCUGUUGGCCCUGACUACCCUCUGAUGGCCGGCGUAGGCACGCACUCGACGAAGCAGACGCUCGAAUUAGCCCACGACGCUGCUGCUGCGGGCGCAAACUAUUUAUUAGUCCUUCCGCCGGCCUAUUUCGGCAAGGCAACCAAUACAAAUGUUGUCAAACGAUUCUUCGCCGAUGUGGCGCGCAAGAGCCCCCUUCCAGUGCUCAUCUAUAACUUCCCCGGUGUCUGCAAUGGGGUUGACAUCGACUCUGAAACCAUCACGGAAAUCGUGCGCGAGUCUGCGGCGGCAAGCCCCGACGGAACUUCCAACAUUGUCGGAGUCAAAUUGACAUGCGGCUCUGUGGGUAAGAUUACGCGCUUGGCUGCCACUUUUGGUCCAACCGAGUUUGCCAUCUUCGGUGGACAGUCUGAUUUCCUGGUUGCGGGACUGACAGUCGGGUCGGCGGGAUGUAUCUCGGCAUUUGCGAACGUGUUCCCUAAGACGGCUUCUAAAGUUUACCAACUCUUCACCGACGGUAAGAUGGCCGAGGCGAUGGAACUGCAGCGGUCUUCGGCGCUGGCUGAGACACCUUGCAAGGGUGGAAUUGCCUCGACUAAAUAUGCGGUGGCGCUGUACUCGGCCGCCGCGGCGGGGAUUGAGAAUGCCCUGGAGAAACUCAAACCACGCACACCGUACGAGGAAGCCGGUGAAGGGGUCAAGAACACGAUCAAGGAACUGAUGGAAGCGAUAGCGGGUGUUGAGGCAACGAUCUAG
Molecule: messenger RNA, 993 nt
Organism: Penicillium atrosanguineum
Lineage: Eukaryota; Fungi; Ascomycota; Eurotiomycetes; Eurotiales; Aspergillaceae
Product: dihydrodipicolinate synthase family protein
Exons: 1
Coding region: 1-993 (330 amino acids)
Molecular function (GO): 4-hydroxy-tetrahydrodipicolinate synthase activity
Source: RefSeq, a predicted model, not a curated record